Messenger RNA from Sitophilus oryzae (rice weevil), 1578 nucleotides. RefSeq names its product E3 ubiquitin-protein ligase RNF13-like. Bases 376 to 1578 code for a protein of 400 amino acids. The transcript has 9 exons. The record is from RefSeq and is a predicted model, not a curated record. Lineage: Eukaryota; Metazoa; Arthropoda; Insecta; Coleoptera; Curculionidae. Gene Ontology annotation, cellular component: nucleoplasm; cytoplasm.
GUCAUUUGGGGUUGUCAAUAUGAUGUCAAUAUGUCAAAAUACAUUGUUUUGACAAAAAGGAAGUUAAAAUAAUUGUUUUUCUGUAAAAAAGGCAGUUAAUUAUAAUAUCAAAAUUUAAAAUAUUGUAAUACUCCAAUUAAUAUUCCAUAGUGCUGCAAAAAUUGCUUAUGGCUUGAGUUAUAGGAUAAAGCAUUUCCAGGUUUAAGUAAGACGCAAUUCAGACAAUAAAACUAAUCAGAUCUUGACAACUUUUCUUAAAAAAAUACACCAAUUUAUCGGAUGGACAUUAGAUUACAUAGCAGUCAUAGCAAUCUUCUGUAAACUAUAAUCUUGUACAAAGAUUAUGAUGUAAUUUAAACUUUAAUAAGAAACAUCAUGCAUCUUCAAAUCAUAUUUUUAGUUUGUAUUAGUAUUUUACAAUUAAGCGAUGCUGAGAUAUAUGCUAUAAAAUUUAACUCUGAUUUCUAUUUUGAAGAAUUUGCUGAUGAACCAGCAAAAUUUGGUCCUUCCUUAGAUGGAGCUGUGAGGGGACUUUUAACAAAUGCUGAUCCUCCCAGUGCUUGUAAUAGCUCCUUACAACCACCUAAACCAUAUAAUUCUACAGUAAAUGAGUUGAAAAAUUGGAUUUUAUUAGUGCCCAGAUAUACUGAUGAUGAAAACUGUACUUUUGAAGUUAAAGUGCGUAUGGCACAAUUGAGAGGGUAUAAUGCUGUGAUUGUUUAUAAUGUUGGUUCGGAUGAUCUGGUGCCAAUGUCAUCAACAAAUUCAACUGGUAUUAAUAUACCAUCAGUGUUUGUUGGUCAGACUUCUGGGAUAAUGUUAAAGGAGAUGUACACAAAUAAAGAUUACUUUGUAGUAAUUACAGCACAAAGCCCAUUCGAUAUUAAAACUCAUUUAUUGAUACCGUUUGCCAUUGUUGUAGGAAUUUGUUUUAUUGUAAUGAUUAUUUUUAUGGUGGUAAAAUACAUCAAAGACCGAAGACGUCAGAGAAGACAUAGAUUACCUACAUCACAACUAAAUAAAUUGCCAACAUGUAAAUACCAAAAAGGAGAUAGGUAUGAAACUUGUGCUAUAUGUUUAGAAGAUUACAUUGAAGGUGAAAAACUUAGAGUAUUGCCAUGUAACCAUGUUUAUCACAUCAAGUGUAUAGAUCCUUGGUUAACUAAAAAUAAAAGGGUUUGUCCGAUUUGCAAAAGGAAAGUCUUUGCCCAAAAUGAGCCACAGGUAGAUUCUGACAGUGACAGCGACACUGACGAUACCACCCCUUUGAUUAGAGCAGGAAAUAGAGGAACGCAGGGUGGCACUUUUGAGGUACAGAAUGAGAAUCCAAUCCAGAGAGCUGCAAGGUCUGUUUCACAACAAUCUGGUGCUGGAAAUUUUGUCACAGCUUCUGACCAUCACAGUAUCAAUGGUGAUAGAGUUAGUACUUUAAGUAGGGAUACCUCAGAUACCGUUGAUACCGAAUCAUCUUCAAAUACGAAUCAAUUUGCCGAAAAUCAAAUCUUUAAAGAUUUGGAGGUCCACGUUCACCAGGCCGAUGCCCAGAGUCAGACGAGUAACAGCGACAUUAACGUUUAG